This is a messenger RNA of Cladocopium goreaui, 1785 nucleotides long. The record is from the annotation of a GenBank genome assembly. NCBI's taxonomy places the organism in Eukaryota, Dinophyceae, Suessiales, Symbiodiniaceae.
CAAGGAGGUUCAAGAUUCCAUCUGGAGCCCUUGACCCCCUCCGGCCUGACGGCCACAAACUUCUCUCAACUUCUCACUUCCAAACUUUCACAGUGUCUGGCACCAUGCCCCAAGAAGUUGCCUUUGAUCUCUACGAUGAGCGCUGGAGGGACUGCUGGGUGGCAGCCACCUCUACAGCUCGGCAGCGCAAGAAGCAGGUGGACAUGGACAUCCAGCUGCGAGUGCAGCGGCUCAUUGAGGACCAUGGGCCGCAGACCGAGAAGCCCCUGACUCUCCGGGUCUAUGGGACGAUGAUCAAAGGCUUUUGUGUCAUCAACAAUGAGAGGGCGCGAUCCCUUUACUUCGAUUCCGAACGUGUGGUGUUGAUGUUUGCCCGCCAGCCCUUCACGGAGGAUCACAAGAUUAGGCUCCCAGCUGCCAAGAGGCAACGCAUGGAGGCAGCCUUGACCCUGGACCUGGAUCUGGCCCGAGUGGAGGCCUGUGAGGCCUUUGAUUGGACCAGGGCACCACUGGAGCAGGGAGCUCUGCUGCAGCUGGGUGCGGGGUUUUCUCAAGAAGUCCUGCCCUCUAUCGAAUUGGCCGAAUUGAAGAUGCCCCAGCUACUGGAUCCCAGUGCUUGUGAGGUGUCUCAUGAUCAGAAGCCGGAAGGCUGGGUGCCGCGAUUUCAGGCCGAAGAAGGGAACAAGGAGGGAAAGGAUCGGUUGGAAGUUACUGACGCACAGGAUUGUAAGAUCGUGGCCAUUGCCGAAGGCGCCGUUCCCAACGUGCCCAACAUCGAGCUGCAGGAGCCGCCCGUAGCGCCAGCUGCCGUGGACCUUGAGACGCUGGCGAUGGAGGCAUCGAAGCGCUGCCGCCAGGAACGCGCCGCAGCUGCACUGCUGCGGCCUGGCGUGGUCUAUGGCUUUGAUGGCAAUCCCAUCAUGGUGAAAGGUCAAGAUGAGCGCCACGAGAGUCUCUGUCGCCCUCGCCUCAAUGCAGCCACCUACCACGAGAUGAUGGAGCUGGACGCGCAACCGGUGGAUCGCUUUGCGCCCAACUUCAGGCUGUUGGUGGAUCCAGACAGCGUGCUGUACUUCGAGCAGGGGACAAACGUGGCCCUCUCUGAGUUGCCUGAAAUGCAGUCCCUCCUCAGUGGAGCACCCAAGCUGCAUGCAGAUGUCCCCGAUGCUGAGAUGUAUGCGGCCGCUGAGUCUGCAGCCAUUGACACCCUGCUUGGUGAUGUUGUGAUGGAACCGGUAGAGCUGGAGGAUGACAUGAAGCUGGGUGGAUUUGGCAAUGUGGAAGCACAAGAUGAUCGAACAGCAGAAGUGGGAGACAUCAUUCGCAAGUGCUUGCGCGGGGCGAAGAAUGGUGUGAUUUCCUUCGACAGCAUCAUGCGGCCAGGUCAACAAGACAGGACCACGGCAGCCUUGACCUUCGCGUCCGUACUGGCACUCGCAAGUGCCGGAGAGCUGUCAGUUCAACAGGCUGAACCAUUCUCUGCAAUCAUGCUCGCGGAAGCUGGAUGCCUCUAGUUUGGUGCGGCGUUGGAUGACAGUUGGCUCCAUGAAUUUAGACUUUCUGAUUCGGAGUUGAGAGGGGUGUACAGGAUGGCAAGGCUUUGUUAGUGUUAGUUCGUAUUGGCCUUGCUCAGUGCCUCAGUGCUUGGGGAGUGCAUAGGACAAACCUGGAUGCUGGACCUUUGGCUGAUGGCGCGAGCCUUUGGGUGUCCGGGUUUCUAUGCCAAGCGUUGCUUGGAGCGAUCGCAAAGGAGAUUGUGACAGGAAACAAAUCAGAGAAGCAAAA